Drosophila ficusphila is the source of this 1314-nucleotide messenger RNA. Its product is annotated as phenoloxidase-activating factor 2-like. The transcript has 2 exons. Gene Ontology annotation, molecular function: serine-type endopeptidase activity. Gene Ontology annotation, biological process: proteolysis. Bases 45 to 1193 code for a protein of 382 amino acids. The record is from RefSeq and is a predicted model, not a curated record. NCBI's taxonomy places the organism in Eukaryota, Metazoa, Arthropoda, Insecta, Diptera, Drosophilidae.
GGCUGUCUAAAGCCAGUGUUAUAAUUUCUCUACCAACGACAAGAAUGUCUCGAUUGAAAGGAAUACUUUCACUUCUGUGCCUUCUUCUCGCCACCUGGCAAGUCGAGUGCGCUUGUGGUGGAAUGGAGGGUUUUGAGUGCGUGGUCCGUUCAAGGUGCAAUCUUGAUUUGGGUUUUGGAACUCUGGAGGCCUCCAGCAUGGGAUGCGCUGCCACGGAGAUCUGCUGUCUAGAUUCUCUAAUAAUCAUCAAUACAGUUGGGCAAGUCGAUGAGGUAUCAAAUACCGAUUGUGGACGACGUAACUCAUAUGGAGAAUCAACUGGAUUUGCCCAGGAGGCCGAAAUCCCUUGGAUGGUGGCUUUGCUUAGAUCAAAUCUCAGCUAUAUGGCCGGUGGCGCCCUGAUUGCCGAUAACGUGGUUAUCACCGCCGCCCAAGUACUCGGAAACCUAAGUGAAAGCGAUCUGAUUGUCCGGGCUGGCGAAUGGGAUUUCAAAACGACCUCCGAGACCUAUGGCCAUGUAGACGUUGGCAUCCGGAAGAUUGUGCGUCAUCCUGAUGUGGAUCUUUCUAACGGGGCUAACAAUUUGGCCAUCCUAUUUCUUAAGGAUCGGAUCAAACUGGCCAAGAACAUUAAUCCCAUUUGCUUGCCAAACGAAAAACAGUAUCCUGACUUUCGUGAGUGCAUCUUUACUGGCUGGGGACCCAACAUGGAUCUCAUGAGGAAGGUGGAGUUGCCGGUGGAGCCAAACGAUGUGUGUGAACGAAAAAUGGGCAAUUUUUAUGGUCUUGACUUCCACAACAGUCUGAUGUGCGCCGGCGGGGAGGAGGUCAAUAAUUUCUGUCAAGGCGUCGGAGGAUCCCCGCUGGCCUGUCCGAUGUUGAGCGAUCCUACCCGCUAUGAACUGGCCGGGGUUAUGAACUUCGGCGUUGGAUGCGGAGAAAGGGGUUAUCCCAUUGUUUACACAAGUAUUGCAAAGCUUAAAAGCUGGAUUAUACAGGAGGGCUAUAACAAUUUCAUCCAGUGGAAACCACCGAACCAAAUCAAUUUUAACGAUCAGCAAAGAGGGGUCAAUUCAAACAAUCCUCAAUUCAUUUAUGGAAUCAAUAAUUAUGAAGUCCAAUGGGGUGUCUUUUCCCCUCCUACACGCCUUCCAUGGACAAUCCCGAGUUCCCGAAUGAUGCCGACGCCCUAAUAACAUCAAGAAGGGAAGCUAGCUUUGGCAAGCCGACUUUAUCAUAUAACCGACAUAUCGAUAAUAUGGAAAAUUAAUAAAAAAAAAAGUCAUAGCUUCGAUGCUGCUUAGCCUUCAUGUA